AUGGACCAACGAUAUUUCGGGAACGGUGCCAACACAGCAGCUGCGUUUAGUUUUGAACCGAUAAGCAGCGAAGAGGAGCUGAUGGAAUGCGAUUCGAAGCUUGGCAGCGAUGUAGGAUAUUAUGUCGUUCCAGCCGAACCGGAAGAUAAACAAGAAGACCAUAUAUUGGUAGCUACUGGCGAUUCGCUUCACACCGAAUUGAAGAUGACUUGUUCCGACAGUGAAGAUUCAACCGGUGCAUCUACCGAUAGCCGUUGUUCUGUAUCCCAGACUAGCUACACCAACAGCUAUCCAGCAUCGACCGAAACGACGCAUAUGGCAAAAGCAAAGAGCGCAAUCCCUUCAAAAGAACCUUCGAUCUCAAAUGUACUGAACAUCUUGACAACGGUUUCAGAGAAUAUCAAGAAAAUGCAGGAAAAAACGGAAACCAUUCAAAAGGAGGUGGCGAGCAUUUCAAAUCGAUUGGCGCGGGUCGAAAGGAAAGUGGGCAUUUCACUAGCGACGAUGGAGCAAGUGAAGGAUGUGGUAAUAACAGCCGAUGCAUGUUUCGGAACCGAUGCCAACACAGCAGCUGCGUUUAGUUUUGAACCGAUAAGCAGCGAAGAGGAGCUGAUGGAAUGCGAUUCGAAGCUUGGCAACGAUGAAGAAUAUUAUGCUAAUGUUAUAAAGUGGCUCAGACUGCAGAUCAACGUCCCAGACCCAGACAACCGGUUGCAUUUAGCGUUGGAUCUGAUAUUCGAACGAACAUUUUUACCUCUGUGCAGUUGGACUGGCAAUGGUAGGCCAGCGCCAAAAAUAGCAUUAUGUGGACGGACGAACGUCCUGAAACUGUUUGCGGACAUCGGCAGCAAUCAGUACUUUCGCGUGAACGAAUUAUUCGUACAAAAGUUUUUCUUGAAAAAGCUGCCUCAUGCGAAAAAUAGAAUUAAUUUGAUACAAGGUAGAGCUACAUCAUGCCGUAAGCGAAAACUCACCUAAAUCUUAAGCAUACGUUGAAGAAAUCACAACAUAUAAUGGCACGACAAAGCGAGCGAUCUUAGUGUUAGAAAUAUAUAAAGUUCAAAUCCCGAAAUUGUCAGGAUUUAGGACGAAUUAUUUUUGUUUAAGAAACAGGAAGGA
Molecule: messenger RNA, 1119 nt
Organism: Anopheles moucheti
Lineage: Eukaryota; Metazoa; Arthropoda; Insecta; Diptera; Culicidae
Exons: 2
Coding region: 1-978 (325 amino acids)
Source: RefSeq, a predicted model, not a curated record